CAUCGGCGAAGCGUUUUGGCGAGCAGAGCACUGUAGCUGCAAGCUGCGAUUUUCAGCUCAAACCAGCGGCGUUCUUCUGGUUUGAGCCUCCAUUUCUUCACGGGAUCAUUGGCGGUGGUCCUCCAGUGAUUCUGAACCAUUUCCGACAGCAUUUCAACGUUCCCAGCUUUCUUCGUCAGCUCGCGACGCCAUUUCCAGAAAACGCAGCAGAGAACCAUUUCAGAACUGACCUUCCUGAAAUUUUGUGAGCUAAUGCAAGGAAAUCUGAAUCGUCUUGAAGCUUGAGAACACCAGAUCGAUUUCUGUUGGAGUGUUCUCUGCAGAUUCCUUGUGUGACGGCAAGGAGAAGACAAGUUUGGUUUAAGAUUUGGUGUCUUCCUUUGCAACAUUGCUUGAACUUGACCCAGAGAUUGAAAUAACCUUUUGGGCUUUAAGGAGCCAAGCUAGGUCAACAGCAACUUGUGAGAGUAGAAUUUCAGAGAUGGAUAAUCAGAUAACAGAAGGGGAUCGAACUAUGAAAGAGCUUGCAGCACCAGAUGUGGCUUAUAAGUACUCAUGUAUUACUUAUCCAGACUUGGCAGGAGAUUUUGAACUUAGAUCAGGACUUAUUCAUCUGCUUCCCAAAUUUCAAGGGUUAUCAGGAGAGGAUCCCAACCGCCAUCUACAUGAAUUCCAUGUGGUUUGUUCUACCAUGAAACCACAAGGGAUUUCAGAAGAAGACAUUAAGUUGAGGGCCUUUCCAUUCUCUUUGACAGGAGCAGCAAAGGACUGGUUAUAUUGCCUUCCAGCUGGAUACAUUACUAGUUGGAUUGAUAUGAAGAAAGCAUUUUUGGAGAAAUUUUUCCCAGCUUCUAGGACUGCAACUAUCAGGAAGAGCAUUUGUGGUAUUCAACAAGUAGUGGGAGAAACUCUAUAUGAUUAUUGGGAGAGAUUCAAGAAGCUGUGUUCGAGUUGUCCACAACAUCAGAUUAGUGAUCAGCUUCUUGUUCAAUAUUUCUAUGAGGGUCUACUUCCUAUGGAUAUGAGCAUGAUAGAUGCAGCAGCUGGAGGAGCCUUGGUGAAUAAGACUCCAAAUCAAGCAAGAGAGUUAAUUUCAAAUAUGGCAGAAAAUUCACAGCAAUUUGGGAGUAGAGCUCUUGGGACUAGAGUGGUUAAUGAAACUCAUUUGGUUUCGAAUGAGCAACAAGAAAUCAGAAACAAUUUACAAGAAUUGACCUCUCUAGUGAAGCAAAUUGCGUUGCAAAAUUCGAGUCAUGUUUCAAAUUUUCCUUUAUCAAUGAUGAAGUUGUGUGGAAUUUGUUCAAGCUAAGAUCAUUCUUUGGAUCAUUGUCCUAAUUUAUAUCAAGAUGAAUCUGUUGCAGCCAUUUCAAGACCUCAAUUUCAGCAACACAAGUAUGAUCCCAACUCUUCAACUUAUAAUCCGGGAUGGAGGGAUCAUCCUAAUUUGAGGUAUGGGAACACAUUUUAUCAGCAGCCAACACAAAAUCAGAUUGGUCAGCCAUCAUUUCAGCAUCAGCAGAAUCAACAUUAUUUCCAAAACCAUCCAGCAGUUCAUUCUCAGCAAAAUCAGCACUUCCAGCAGCCACAAUUUCAGCAAAACUUCAACCAAAAUAAGCAAUUUCAACCAUUCCAGAAUUUUCAGCAUUCGAAUGUUGCAUUUCAGCCACAAUUUCAGAAUGCACAGAAUCAGCAAAACCAUUUCCAGCAAAUUCAGCAACCUGUGCAGAAUUUCCAUGUAACGACCCAAUUUUCCUCAUUAGGAG
Messenger RNA from Zingiber officinale, 1763 nucleotides. RefSeq lists its product as uncharacterized. The coding region runs from base 482 to 1309 and encodes 275 amino acids. NCBI's taxonomy places the organism in Eukaryota, Viridiplantae, Streptophyta, Magnoliopsida, Zingiberales, Zingiberaceae. The record is from RefSeq and is a predicted model, not a curated record. The transcript is spliced from 2 exons.